Molecule: messenger RNA, 1125 nt
Organism: Trichoderma citrinoviride
Lineage: Eukaryota; Fungi; Ascomycota; Sordariomycetes; Hypocreales; Hypocreaceae
Product: Zinc/iron permease
Exons: 3
Coding region: 1-1125 (374 amino acids)
Biological process (GO): intracellular zinc ion homeostasis; zinc ion transmembrane transport
Cellular component (GO): membrane
Molecular function (GO): zinc ion transmembrane transporter activity
Source: RefSeq, a predicted model, not a curated record
AUGCAGACAUGCCCCGUCGUCCAGCAGCUCAACGCCGCCAAGCGCGCCCACUUCGAAUCAUCCCCCUCCUCCCUCACGACCACCCUCUUCUCCGUGCUCUUCCCCGGCUCCCCCGCCGUCAACGCCCUCCUCGCCACGCUCUACAUCUCCGGCCCGCCCAACUUCCUCCUCGCCCUCGUCCCGACAGACAUCGACCCGUCCUCGCUCUCCGUCAUGGUCGCCUUCGCCGUCGGCGGCCUGCUCGGCGACACCCUCUUCCACCUGCUGCCCGAGAUCUUUGUCGGCGAGGACGAGGCGGACAGGGCGCGCUUCGUGCUGGUUGAGCCGAAUCGGAACCUCGUCCUCGGCUUGGCCAUCCUGGUGGGCUUCAUGACGUUUGUGGCCAUGGACAAGGGGCUGAGGAUUGCGACGGGCGGUGCCGGGCACGAGCAUUCGCACGGGCAUUCGCAUCAAGAGCAGCACAAGGUGUCGACAGACGUCGGCAUCUCCACCGGCGCGAGCACGCUCAAGAACGAAGCCAAGUCGCGAAAAGCAAACAAGAGCGCCAAGAAGAACCCUGUCGACGAGCAAUCGCAGCUCAAGGAGAUUAACCCCAGCGUAAAGCUCGGGGGCUACCUCAACUUGAUCGCCGACUUCACCCACAACAUCACCGACGGCCUCGCCAUGUCCGCCAGCUUCUACGCCUCGCCCACCAUCGGCGCAACCACCACCGUCGCCGUCUUCUUCCACGAGAUCCCCCACGAGGUCGGCGACUUUGCCCUCCUCGUCCAGUCCGGCUUCUCCAAGCGCGCCGCCAUGGCCUCCCAGUUCGUCACCGCCAUCGGCGCCUUCAUGGGCACCCUCAUUGGCAUCGCCGUGCAGGAGUUUGGGUCUGGUGGUGCUCAUGGUGAUGAUGGUGGAGCCAUGGCCAGGAACGCCGGGCUUUGGGGCACGAGUCUUACCUGGGGCGACAUGUUGCUGCCUUUUACGGCGGGAACCUUUCUCUACGUCGGCACCGUCGCCGUCAUCCCGGAGCUGCUCGAGACGGGCCCCAACAAGAUGCUCGAGCUGCGCAAGACGCUGACCCAGUUCACCGCCGUGGCCGUCGGCGCUGGCAUCAUGCUGUACAUAUCAUGGCACGAGUGA